Messenger RNA from Coffea arabica (coffee), 1377 nucleotides. RefSeq names its product probable aspartyl protease At4g16563. Lineage: Eukaryota; Viridiplantae; Streptophyta; Magnoliopsida; Gentianales; Rubiaceae. The record is from RefSeq and is a predicted model, not a curated record. Gene Ontology annotation, cellular component: extracellular region.
GCAAGAGAAAGAAUAAGCCCUCAUGAAUCCACCAUUGUCCUUGGUUUAACUCGUUCAAGUACCAUCCUUCCCACCCCAAAAGCCAUUUCUUCUUCUUAUUCAUCAGUAAAGAAACUGUUAGACUUGCAGGACAUGAUGGAGCCCUUGAGGGAAAUCGGAGAUGGAUACCUGAUAUCUCUCAAUGUUGGCAACCCUUCACAAACCAUCCAAGUUUACAUGGAUACUGGGAGUGAUCUCACUUGGGUACCCUGUGGGAAUCUCACUUUCAAUUGCAUCGAUUGCGACGAUAACAAGAACAGAAACAUCAUGGCUAGUUUCUCUCCUUUUUCUUCCUCUUCAUCCAUCAGAGAUUCUUGUUCAAGCCUUUUUUGCAUUGACAUCCAUAGCUCUGAUAACUCCUAUGACCCCUGCACUGUAGCUGGUUGCUCUCUGGUGACCCUACUAAAAUCCACCUGUUAUAGACCAUGCCCUUCAUUUGCUUAUACAUAUGGAGAAGGGGUUGUUUCUGGGAUUUUGACUAGGGAUACCCUAAGAGUCCAUGCAAGCAGCCCUGCAGGUGCAUUUAGGGAAAUUCCCAAGUUUUGUUUUGGUUGUAUUGGAACCACUUAUAGAGAGCCUAUAGGAAUCGCUGGAUUUGGUAAGGGUCCACUCUCACUUCCUUCACAGUUAGGUUUCCUCCAAAAGGGUUUUUCUUAUUGUUUCUUGUCUUUCAAGUUUGCUAACGACCCUAAUAUUUCAAGUCCAUUAAUAGUAGGAGAUCAAGCUAUUUCCUCUAAAGAACACAUGCAAUUCACUCCAAUGUUGAAGUGUCCCGUGUACCCUAACUUCUACUACAUUGGCUUGGAGGCAAUAUCUGUGAGCAAUAUUACCUCAACUGAAGUCCCUUUGAGCUUGAGAGAGUUCGAUUCGCUCGGUAAUGGUGGCAUGUUGAUUGAUUCAGGAACAACAUAUACUCAUCUUCCUAAGCCUCUCUACACAAACCUCCUCACUGUUCUCCAAUCCAUGACAACUUACCCUAGAGCAACAGAGACAGAAAUGAGGAGUGGGUUCGAUCUUUGCUAUCGAAUUCCAUGUCCCAAAAAUAAUACUCUUGAAGAUGAUCUUCCAUCAAUCACUUUCCAUCUCUUGAAUAAUGUAACUCUUGCAUUACCCCAGGGCAAUAGCUUUUAUGCCAUGGCUGCACCAGUGAACUACACUGUAGUGAAAUGUCUGUUGUUUCAAAGCAUGGAUGAUAAUGUAUAUGGACCAGCUGGAAUUUUUGGUAGCUUUCAGCAGCAAAAUAUGGAAGUUGUGUAUGACUUGGAGAAAGAAAGAAUUGGUUUUCAACCAACUGAUUGUGCCUUAGCUGCUGCUUCGCAAGGUCUGCGAAAAGUAUAG